This is a messenger RNA of Styela clava, 1090 nucleotides long. RefSeq lists its product as uncharacterized. NCBI's taxonomy places the organism in Eukaryota, Metazoa, Chordata, Ascidiacea, Stolidobranchia, Styelidae. The record is from RefSeq and is a predicted model, not a curated record.
CGCCCAAAAGGGGUAGCAAGUCAUUUUAACGUACUCGCGAAGAGUUACGUUGCUGGACGUUAAACAAUUUGAGACAUAAAUAAAAAUAUUUCAGCUAAAAUCGGUUGUGUUCGUGUAAGAUUUUGAACCAUUUAUAGUAAGUAUUCUGUAGAUAGUCGGGACAAUAUGAAACUAAAAUUAGAGCAGUAUGACAUUAUCAAAUUAAUUCAAUAUAUCACUAGUCCAUUUGUUGUUUACAAAUUCAUAUUAACACCAAGAUGAAAUAUAAUCUCUUCAUCUGUGUUGUCAUCCAUCUAAAACUGUAUAGAUUUUUCAUGUCUAUAUGAAGCAUAAAAUUGAAUUAUGAAACCAGUGACAGCUCUUCUUGUAAUAUUCAUCACUGUACUAGUUGUAGAAAAUACAGACGCUGGUUGGUGGGGGAAGGCAUGGACUUGGACAAAAAAGGCUGUUCGUCAUCCAAUUACAAAAGCUGUGGUUGGAAUAGGGGCGAAGGCUGCAAGUUUAUUAUGGGACAAUAUUCACCUCUUGAGAGACAUGGAUGACUUUGAAUUUGAACAAAUUCUUCAAGACGUGAAACAAAGCUUGGAAGCAGAUUUCGGAAAAAUAAAGACCAAACCAUUUCUAGAUAUGGUUGUCAGUGCACGAAAUCUCAGUGACGAUGAAUUCUUUUCGCUGACUGUGAAUGACUACAGAAUGGUGUCGAAUGGCAUGAGAAAAGAAGACGUGGAGAUGAUGGAUUCUUUCAACCAAAUGCUUGAAAAAUUGCUUUAACUCAUAUUAUAAUACAUUAAACGAUGAUUUAGAAAAAAAGAACUCUUAUACUCGGUAGCAGACAACUCUCUAUUACUGUAUUACUGGAUGUGAUCUUUUUACAUAAAAAAUACUUCUGUACUUUUUCUUUUUCAAGUCUUCCGACUGGAUAACAUAUUGCAUUUAUGAUUUCUCAAUACCUCUCUAACGGACAUCUUUCUUAGAUCAUUAAGAAUUCUAAAGAAAUAUCAAACGUAAUUAUAGCAUUAAUUAGUUGAAUUAUUAAUAAAAUUUACAACAAAAUUGUGUGGGUAAUUCUGAAAAUAAAACUUAAUUUUUA